AUUUUAUAAGUUAAUAUGAUUUCGUUGGGGCGUCGUGAACAGUUCACCUCUGGCAGCCCAGAUCUGCAAGACCUAUUUCUCGAAUUUCACUCGCUGUAUCGCAAGAUCAGCCCGCGGGACGGCAAUAGCUUGUUUCGGAUGAUAGCGGAGCAGAUGUACGACUCUCAAUGCAUGCAGAACGACGUACGGCAGGAGUGUGUGCGCUACAUGACGCUAAAGCGGCGUAUAUUUGAGAAGCAGAUUGCCGGCGACUUUGAUGAGUAUGUAAUGAAAAUGUCUAAACCUCAGACGAUGGGCACAAUGAUAGAGUUGCGUGCCCUGUGCCUCUUGUAUCGACGCAAUGUUCGUCUAUACGAACCCUUCAAAACCUUCGAGCUGGUGACCUUUAAUAAGCGCUAUAUGGAGUAUUUUUCUGUUUACUACACGAAGGAUCAGCAUUUUGAUUCGAUUUACACAAUUGAAGACUAUAAGGCGUUGGCCGUGGCUCAAGCAGUAUGUUAUAAGAUGCUCUUCACAGAUAUCUUUAAGUUGCCCGAUGUCAGCUAUACCGUUGAGAAGAUGCUCUAUUCUGGUAGAUUCAAUAAUUGCAGCAUUAAGGAGUGCUGCAGCUUCUACAAUCGCAAAGGCUUGGCCUUGUCCUGUGUGUGUCAAUUAUUGGGCAACUUUUGUAUCCCCUUCCCCUAUAAGGUGGCAAAGAUGCUGGAUCCGCACACAUAUCGCAAUAUGGAUCGGAGCUCGUGCCGAGACUCGAAAAGGACGGAAUAUCUAGAUAAAAUCUAUACCGUGGGUGCCAUGUGCCGCGUAGACCUGUCGGCAGACAAUUCACAGAUUGGCUACAUUCAAGAAAUAUUCAUCGAGACGCAAUCUUGCCUCGUCCAUAUAGUAUCUAUGGCAAAGAAGUUGCAGAUGCCCUUGGCCAAUGUGCAUCCGUUGCCACCCAAAGACGUUUGCGUCUACCAAGGCAAUCUGAUUUAAAGCAUCGAUCGUCAAAUACAACAUCUGAUUUUGGCAAGGCAUCCAAACUGGUUAGCUUCAGUGCUCACAGUCAGCGCAACAAGAAUUCUGCUUAUCCUGUCGGACAGCUACUAACACUAAUCAAUAAUGACUACAAUCAAUUGCCACUUCUCUUACAGCAGCAGUAAGAAAACUUGCAUAUAUAUACUAGCUAUAUAUACUUGUAAAGUGUUUAAAUAUACGUACAUUAUA
Messenger RNA from Drosophila grimshawi, 1206 nucleotides. Its product is annotated as protein ovarian tumor locus. Bases 16 to 975 code for a protein of 319 amino acids. NCBI's taxonomy places the organism in Eukaryota, Metazoa, Arthropoda, Insecta, Diptera, Drosophilidae. The transcript has a single exon. The record is from RefSeq and is a predicted model, not a curated record.